GCUCUCAAACUUUCCCUUCCUCCAUUCCAUAUUUCCAUUUCUCUCUCUCUCUCUCUCCGACUCACAACGCUUCUUCUGCAUUCUCCUAAUACUAAAAAGAAAAAGAAAAGAUAAAAGAAAGAAAAGGCCACACUCUCUCUCUUUCUCUCUCUAGAACAUCACAUCACAGAAACAAUCUUUCUCCGGAAUGGAGGAGUCUCUAAGGAAGCUUGCUCUCUGGUAUACCAAGACGUUCAAGCCCAUCAUGACCCACGACGAGUUGGAGCCAAUCAUGACCACCCUCGGCUUCGUUGGCCUCCCCUUGUCAUCCUCUCCGGCCGCCUGCACCGGCGGCGUUGCCUGGAAAGAGUACGUCUAUUCCGCUGGUGGGUGCCGGAACCCAUCACCGACCGAGCCGCUGCCCCGGCCACGGCUGCCCUACCCGAGGAUCGAUGGCCUUCACACCUACACCUAUCGUGCGUUCAUCGAUGCCGUCACCUUUUACAUUGGGAACGGUGAUAUUGGGAACGAUAUCUCUGAUAUCUUCCAUAUUAGGGGCAUGCCACUCCAUCGAAUUUACGACCGGCCCUUCGAUAAAAAGUUCAGGCGAUUGGAUGAGGAGGAAAGCAUCUAUGUUUUCAGAGAGGGAACUCUGGAUCAAGCAACAUUUUUAGUAUAUGAUAACAAGAAUAACAAUGUCAGCAUCUACAGAAGCAACAAUGUCAUCAUCCAUAGCAAAGCCAACAAUACUGGCAUAUGCAAUCUAGUUCCAUUGAAGGAUAUCAUAGUUUGAUCUCUUCAAAUUCCCCCUCAAGAAAAAAGAAAAAAAAAACCCAAAAUUUUGGUAGUUAAAUUUUGAUAAACCUUGACCUAAAG
Molecule: messenger RNA, 855 nt
Organism: Nelumbo nucifera (sacred lotus)
Lineage: Eukaryota; Viridiplantae; Streptophyta; Magnoliopsida; Proteales; Nelumbonaceae
Source: RefSeq, a predicted model, not a curated record